Messenger RNA from Torulaspora globosa, 1464 nucleotides. It is a transcript of the gene BIO3, whose product is annotated as adenosylmethionine-8-amino-7-oxononanoate transaminase. Gene Ontology annotation, molecular function: dethiobiotin synthase activity; S-adenosyl-L-methionine:8-amino-7-oxononanoate transaminase activity; pyridoxal phosphate binding. Lineage: Eukaryota; Fungi; Ascomycota; Saccharomycetes; Saccharomycetales; Saccharomycetaceae. The transcript has a single exon. The record is from RefSeq and is a predicted model, not a curated record. Bases 1 to 1464 code for a protein of 487 amino acids. Gene Ontology annotation, cellular component: mitochondrion. Gene Ontology annotation, biological process: biotin biosynthetic process.
AUGAAGUUCAACCCAUCGGUCACCGACCUCUUGAAAUAUGACAGAGAUCAUAUAUGGCAUCCAUAUACCAGCAUGAGUAAUCCCAUGCUCGUUUAUCCUGUUAAGGAGGCCCAUGGGUGUGAGAUAACCUUGGAAUCUGAAGAGCCGAAGAAUCACAAAAUGAUCGAUGCCAUGUCUUCAUGGUGGUGUGCCAUUCACGGAUAUAACAAUAAGGAAAUAAAUGAUGCGCUAGUGUCGCAAAUUACCAAGGUCUCUCAUGUUAUGUUCGGCGGCUUGACUCAUGAGCCGGCCAUUACGCUUGUCAAAAAGCUGCUAAAGUUACUGAACCAUGACGAACUGCAGCACUGCUUCUUGGCCGACUCUGGCUCUGUCGCAAUGGAAAUUGCCCUCAAGAUGGCCCUCCAAUACCAAUUUAGUUUGAACCCUGUACCUUCUUUCCAGAAGAGAAAAUUUUUGACGAUUUCAAAAGGAUACCAUGGAGAUACUAUCGGUGCAAUGAGUGUUUGUGAUCCAUUUAGCUCUAUGCAUUCGAUUUACAGUGGCUACGUUGCCGAAAACAUCUUUGCUGAAGGACCCUCAACAGUUCCCACCUUGCCAACCUCGAAGAUAUUCAAGGAAAAUCCGCAGCUCUUCGGCGACACUGUGGCAUUUGACGAGAAGGAUAUAGCAGACUUUCGUGUCAAAUUGAAGAAUAACCACGAAGAGAUUUGCGCGGUUGUUUUAGAACCUAUUCUGCAAGGCGCUGGUGGGAUGAGGCUUUACCACCCUCAGUUUUUGAUUGAAGUCAGAAGGCUAUGCGAUAGCUACAAUAUUCCGCUUAUUUUGGACGAGAUUGCUACGGGUUUUGGUCGCACUGGUGCGAUGUUUGCCUUUCACCAUUGUAAAAUCUAUCAAGAUGAGCAGAACAUUCCAAAAGAGUCACAGGUGGACGUUUAUCCAGAUAUUAUAUGUGUCGGUAAAGCUUUGACAGGUGGUUACAUGACACUGAGUGCAGUUGUGACUACACCAAAGAUAGCAAUAACGAUCUCCAAUCCUAGCUUACCUACCGGUGGAUGUCUGAUGCAUGGCCCAACAUUCAUGGGAAACCCUCUCGCCUGCGCUGCGGCCAACAAGUCCUUGGACAUACUUCUUCGUGGAGAUUGGAUUGAUGAAGUGCUGUUCAUCGAAAACCAGCUGUUUGUUGGUCUGUACAAAAAAGUGAUUGCGGACGACGUAGUCAUGCAGGUGGUUUCUGAUAUCAGAAUAACGGGAGCUGUCGCUGUCUUAGAGCUCAAAAACGCUGUUGAUUCUCUGUGGUUCCACCACAAAUUUGUUUCAAAGGGAGUCUAUGUUAGACCUUUCAGAAAUUUGUGCUACAUUAUGCCUCCAUACAUCAUCUCUGCGGAAGAACUUAGUAAAGUGACAAGAGUUAUUAGGGAGGUUCUAAGGGAGUGGGCGGCAGAAAUAUCUGCAAAAAAGAAUUGA